AACAAGAAACGGUCAGUUGGGUGUUGGGAGUAGUACUUGUUGAUCUGCUGAUGUGGUGCUUAUUUUUAACCAGUAUUCACAAUGUCUAGACGUGAAAGAAAUGAUCCAGAAUGGCAAGCACUUAUCGCAGAGCAUCAGAUAUUCAAGAGAAAACUGCAAAGCAAAAGUGAAGCUCUGCUGAUCAUCUCCAAAGAUUUGGAAACAGCGCAAAAAGAGCGAGAUCAGUUUAAGAUGAUGGCAGAGAAACUACAAGAACGAUGCCAAGCUUUAAAGCGGCAGCAGGCAGACUUUGCAAUGCUGAGUGAUAAAGCGAAACUGAUUCGAGUUCUGCGUGAUACAAAGAAUCAAAAGUUGGGUCAUCAGAGACACAGUGAGAUGUUGCAACAAAAACUAAAUGAAGCACUUGGAGAUAUAAAGUUACUCCGAGAAAAAUUUGCACGUCAAAGAAUUGGUGAUGAAGGAAUUGGUGCAAGACAUUUUCCAUUACAUGAGCGUGAGAAAUUAGUAUCGGAACUUGAACAAGCUCAACAGCAGGGUGAAAACUGGCAUAAAGAGUACAUGUGUCAAGUAGAAGUAACCAUGGAAGCAAAGCAAGAAGCUGAAAUGUAUAGAUUGAAAGGGGAAAGGUUGAACAAGGAAUUAUCCCAUGUGUUGUCUGGAGAUAAAAGCAGGAUUGUCGACAUUGAUGCGCUUUGCAUGGAGAAUAAGUAUUUACAAGAACGCAUCAGUCAGUGUCAAAAAGAGAAAAACACUCUGCACACCCAAGUCAACAAAUACAAGUCCAUCCUUAUCUCAAAAAAGACUGGAGGAGAUGAGUCGAUAAAGUUGGGAAAUCUGAGGUCUGCGGGCACUGUGGUAUCCCCCAAGCAGCUCAAGCAAAUGUUAUUGAAAGGUUUUAACACCAAUUCACCUGAACAAGUUGCUGAUUUACAAUCUAUAGUUUCCGCAUUACUGGAAACCAUCAAUGAUAAAAACCUUGCAAUGCAUCAUUUAAGGAGCACAAAUAAAAUUUUAGGUCAAAGAGUUUCCGAGCUGGAGAAGAAAUUAAAAACAUUAGAAGUUGGUGGACUCUGGAAUGUUCAGAGUAAUGGCUGUGAAUUUACUUCUGAUACUGAUAAGACACCACUGCACACAGAGCAUAACGGGAAGGGUGUUGAUUUCGGUAAUGUGCCGAUCGAUAUGGAUAAUACUGUGAAAGAUUUUGAGCAGCCUGUGACAGAUACUGAUGUGUUGAACAAUGUAGAGGCUGCCAAUGUGUCCGGCUCGUUUGAGAAUUUGUCUUUACAAGAUGUUAUGCCAGAUUUGUGUGCAAAUAAUAACCCAACAGUUGAUAAAACUGAUGAUAACAGUAACUGUUGUGGUCACAAUGAAAAUAAUUCCACUUCUUUAUCGGAGGUUGCUGAAAAUGAGCGUGAAACAUGCAGUGCAUGAUUUAAACGCCACUCUAAAUGUGCCAUAAAGGGCAACCUUUGUUAGUGUCUGUAAUAUUUUUUGUCAUAUUGAUGUAAUACGUAUGAAGUUCUGUUUGCACCUUUGUAGAAAGUUGCCAAUCAUCUGUUGCCAGCUUAUAGUGACAGUAGUAUGAUAAUCAUAGUGGUGUCUUGUGCAAUAUUUGUCAAGUCUCCUGGUGAAUUUGUACCUUAUUCUGAAUAGUUUUACUGUGAGUAAUUGGAAAUACAUUUGCACUUUGUA
This is a messenger RNA of Ciona intestinalis (vase tunicate), 1692 nucleotides long. The record is from RefSeq and is a predicted model, not a curated record. Lineage: Eukaryota; Metazoa; Chordata; Ascidiacea; Phlebobranchia; Cionidae.